This is a messenger RNA of Hyaloperonospora brassicae, 624 nucleotides long. The record is from the annotation of a GenBank genome assembly. NCBI's taxonomy places the organism in Eukaryota, Oomycota, Peronosporomycetes, Peronosporales, Peronosporaceae.
AUGGCAACGCCCGACUUGCACGUGACGCCCGCGCCGAGUGUGGAGCAGGAGACGGACGAGACGCCCGACCAGGAGUCGCCGUUGACGCCUUUGGUGCCCACCCCGGAGGUCGCCACCGAUGCGUCCACGGACGGUGACGUUGCGUCGACGCCCGCACCGACGAUGGCAACGCCCGACUUGCACGUGACGCCCGCGCCGAGUGUGGAGCAGGAGACGGACGAGACGCCCGACCAGGAGUCGCCGUUGACGCCUUUGGUGCCCACCCCGGAGGUCGCCACCGAUGCGUCCACGGACGGUGACGUUGCGUCCACGCCCGCACCGACGAUGGCAACGCCCGACUUGCACGUGACGCCCGCGCCGAGUGUGGAGCAGGAGACGGACGAGACGCCCGACCAGGAGUCGCCGUUGACGCCAUGGAUGCCCACCCCGGAGGUCGCCACCGAUGCGUCCACGGACGGUGACGUUGCGUCCACGCCCGCACCGACGAUGACAACGCCCGACUUGCACGUGACGCCCGCGCCGAGUGUGGAGCAGGAGACGGACGAGACGCCCGACCAGGAGUCGCCGUUGACGCCAUUGGAUGCCCACCCCGGAGGUCGCCACCGAUGCGUCCACGGACGGUGA